Pectinophora gossypiella (pink bollworm) is the source of this 3524-nucleotide messenger RNA. RefSeq names its product TATA element modulatory factor (gene Tmf). The record is from RefSeq and is a predicted model, not a curated record. Gene Ontology annotation, cellular component: endoplasmic reticulum; Golgi apparatus. NCBI's taxonomy places the organism in Eukaryota, Metazoa, Arthropoda, Insecta, Lepidoptera, Gelechiidae. The coding region runs from base 55 to 3498 and encodes 1147 amino acids. The transcript has 10 exons.
AAUCGUCUGGAGUUUGUGUACGUGUUGUUUUUGUGCGUCUAAUGCGACUUCGAAAUGAAUUGGUUCGACACGUCAGGCUUGACAAGUUUGGCCAAAACUGCCUUGAAAGAGGCCCAGAAGACUAUAGAUAAGGCGCUGGACAUCCAAGAUGAAAGUAGCGAUGAUCAAGAGGAGGCGUCUCCGACACAUUCCAAAGGUAAAGGCUCUCCUUCGAGCAGUAAUACGCCCCAAAAAGAUAACUCCGAUUUCUUCGCUUCUUGGGGCCUGACUGUGAGUGCCGAGAGCGCCAAAGAUGAGUCCCCCAAAGAGCAGCCAGUGGUCACCGAAAGCCCUUCGAAAUCAACGUCACAAAGUGUCUGGGGCUCUUUUGCAGGCUCAUUUUUCGAGCAGCCAAAAUCAGACGACUCCACCAUAGUUAGGCCUCCUAAAGCUAAAUCUAUGAACAUAAUUUCAGAUUCCAAGUAUGGAAGUCAAGAUGAUCUAUUUUCAAAAAGCCAGCUGGUCAUGUCAGAUGGUGAAGGAGCAGAGUUUGUAAAUGUAAAAUGUCAUAAGUUGGACGAGAGGAGAAGCUCAUCCCGAUCUAACCGAUUGUCACUUGUUUCUAGUCAGAACAGCUCAGACUCUGUGGAGGUUCUCUCACAGAGUAUGAAAACUACUCCAGACUCACCAUCAGUGCAGUCCAUAUCACAUAGCAGCAGCAUUGGUCCUAAACAUAACUCUGAAUCUGUUGAGAUACUGCCCGACAGCCUUAUUAGUCCCAGUUCUAUUGAAUGUUUAGGUUUCGACAGCUACAGUAGUCCUUCAUCUAAUCUUUCGCCAGAUACUAGUGAGAAACCUACUCCAGUUGGUGAUAAAACUGAAAGGAUUGAGACUGCAGAUAGUGUAAGCUUGGUAGCCGAUGAUGAUGAGGACACCAUGUCUUACAAUUCUGUAUCAGAAUGUACUGCACCCACGGUUUUAGACACAGAUGAGAAGCCUGGGGGUCCUUUCCCUAAACCUAUUAGAAUGGAGCCACAAAGAAAAGGGGUUGAGAAGGAAUUCAUUCAUUUGGAGCACCCACUAAUACCUCAGAAGAUGCAGCUGAGUGAAAACUCUUCCAAUGAUGGAUCUUGGUCUGAUAGAACAUUGAAUGCAGACAAUGAUAGUGUCAUUUUGGAUGUAGCAGCUGAAGAACAGAAAAAAGAUGUAGAUCAUGAAGAUGCUCUGAUGGAAAAGCUCAGUGAUUCUUCUUCCUUUUACAAUGUUAAUGUGUCAUCAACAGACAUGAUAAGGUCUGAAAGCUCUGCCUUUGUCAAUGUGGAAAAGCAACAGUGUGGAGCCUCACACAGCAGUAACUCUUCACAAAAGGAUGGUAGUGUUAAAGAGAGAGUUUCGCCAAUCAGUUCUGACAGCAAAAGUGAUUUAGUCAAAAUUGGGUCAGACCGAACAUCUGGUCAUACUUCAGGAGACGAACUAGAAACUGCAACGUCAUCAGAUAUAGAAAUCAUUCCAAGUCCAAAUGGUGACAACCAUGGUUUUUGCAGGAGUAGCCCGGCAAAAUAUGCUUUUAAGCAGGGUAAAUUUGAUGGCACCACAUCACCUAACUUAGUCGACUUAGUAUUAGGGAAGUCUUUAGCAACGAAGAUCCGGGGUCAUAACAGGGAGUUGUCUGAAGCGUCUGUUCAGAGUAACACUAGUGAUGAAAGCCAGGGGUCCGAGAAUGAUAGGUUAAUGCGAAGGCUGUGUGAGAUGGCUGAGAUUUUAGAAGCUAGAGAGAAUAGACUGAUGGAAGUAAGUAGGAGUAAUGCGGAGUUGGCAGAGAAUAAUGCAGACUUGAAGAGCCAGGUGGAGACUUUGAUGAUGAAGCAUGAAGGAGGGGAUAUUAAUAUGAUCACUGAAGAUUAUACUCAAAGAAUGUCGGCACUAGAAAAGAAAUUCCAGCAAGCUAUUAGGGAAAAGGAUCAACUAAGAAAACAAUUAGACACAUUAAAAGCAGAGAGUACAUCACGGAAAAAUUCAUCCGAACUGGAGAAUGCUUUGAAGGAAAAGGACGAAGCUAUAGCAGGGCUUCAAGAGGAAGGAGAGAAGCUAGCUAGGCAGCAGUUACAGCAUUCUAAUAUAAUUAAAAAACUCAGGGCAAAAGAGAAGGAUAAUGAACAGGUUAUCAAGAAUUUAAGGGAUAAAAUAGCCGAGCAAACGAACGAACUGGACCGAUUGAAGCGAUCUAUGGCCGCCAAGGAAGAACUAGAGGUCAACCAGAUUGAAGCUGUAUACCGACUGACCACUGCCAACAAGAAAUUGGAGACUGAACUCAUGGAGACAAAAAGCGCCCUAGACGACACAUCCCAGAAGCUAGAGAGCACGAAGACAUCUUUGGACGCGUGUCGACGUGAGUUGAACGAGCUCCAGCGCAACAGCAGCGAGCUGAGCCGGCGGCGCGGCGCCCAACAGCAGCUGGAGGCCGACAAGCAGCGCGCCGAGGACGAGAACCUGCGGCUGCGGGCCGAGCUGCAGGGGCUCCGCGCCGAGCUGCAGCAAGAGGAAAGACGCUGGAUAUCCCGUGAGGAGGCCCUCCGGCGCGAGCUAACAGAGGCCCGCGAGCUGUGCUCGUCACUAGAGGCCCGCGAGGGCGCGGAGGCGGGCGAGGCGGGCGCCGCCGCGCUGCUGCAGCAGCUGGCCGCGCUGCAGCGUUCCGCGCUCGAUAGGGAACACGCACACUCCAUCACUACCAGGAACUUGGCUCAGCAACUGGCGGAAGCAGAAACUUGUGCAGCGAAGGCGGUGGAACGCGAGCGUGUAGCCAGGGAGGAGAACCAGACCCUGGCGGAGAGGCUGGUGGCGUGCGAAGGGCUGCUGCAUGACGCGCAGGCGCGGGCCGGGGACCUCGCGGAGCGGGCGCAGCGGGCGCUGCACGCGGCCGCGCAGCUGGACGACCGGCUGGACAGUCAGUCUCGCGAGCUGGACCGCUUGAAGUCGGAGCAUGCGAGCCAAGUGUCAGCGCUUCAGGCACGCGUUUCGGAACUGGAGCAGCAGCUCGCGGCCGAGAGAGAAGCGCUCCACGUCGAGAAGAAGAGGAACUCUAUACUGCAGGAGCAAAUGACGUCACGCGGAGACAUAUCCCCGCCGCAUUCCGUCGUGUCGGAUUCGUUCUCCGGCUCGCUGUGGGCCGCGGAGGACGGCACACUGACCCCGACGGCGACGGCGGCGGCGGGCCCGGGCUCGGCGCUGUGCGUGGAGGAGGCGCUGUCGCAGCUGUCGCGGCGCAGCGGCGAGCUGCGCGCUGCGGCGCACACCGUAGCGCAGCUGCGCGCGCAGCGGGACGCCGCGCUGGCGCAGCUGGCCGCGCUGCACGCCGAGCUGGACGAGCUGCGGGCCGUCCAAGAGCAGUACGAUGCCCUCCUCCAGAUGUACGGAGAGAAAGAGGAACAGCUAGAGGAAGUGAAGUUGGAUCUCCAAGAUGUGACGCAGUUGUACAAGGCACAGCUAGAUGAACUUAUAGCAUUGAAGCAGCGAGCAUAGCACGGGACAGUAGCCACCGGACCGGG